CACAACGAUUAUUUUCCAAAACAUACAAAUAGUGAUUGACGAAGAUUCUGAAGGUGUUGCGAUCAAGUUUGAUGAACAAGACGUUUGAAGUAAGUUUCAAUAAUGACAUGCAAUCUCUUUCAUCGCAUUUAUUUUUCAUAUUAAUUCAAUGAGCUUCUACCACAACACAGCGCAGACAUUGUCGUCAGGAUGAGUGCCAGAAUUUUAAAAGAUCCUGCUACAGCGUCCAGCCGUAUAUUUGUGGGCCACUUGCAAACAGACGAUGUUACAAAACUGGAAUUGGAGGAACAUUUCGCCAAAUAUGGCACUGUUAUAGCGUCAGUAUUAAACAGAGGCUUUGGAUUUGUACAAUUUGAAGAAGAGCAAUCUGCGCAAAAAGCUAUUCAAAAUGAAAAUGGUGCAAUGUUUAAAGGCAGACGUAUAGAUGUCAGACCAGCGAAAAAAGAUAAUCAAUCUAGCGGUGGGAAUGCAGGAAACGCGAAACAAAUGGGUGGACCAAAUAAUAAAUUUAAUUCCAUGAAUAAUCAAUUUAAUAAUUCAAAUGAAUCAUUUGGUACAAAUAAACCAAAUUAUAUAGGUGGAAUGAAUCAGAGUUUUGGGAAUGAUAAUACUUUUGGUAAUAACCAAAAGGACUUGAAUGUUCAAAGAAGUGGAAAUAGUCAUUUUGACGAUGGAAAUCAGACUGGAAAUAGUGACAAUGAUCAGUUUAAUGGGAAACAUAAUAAUAAUAAUGGAAACGAUCAUUUUAAUAAUUCCACUCAAAAUUGUGGAAAUAAUCAAUUUAAUAUGAAUAAUCCAAAUCGUGGAAAUAGUCAAUCAUUUAGUGGCGGUCAUGGCAAUCAAAAUAGAGCUAACAAUCAAUUUGGAAAUAACCAAAUAGGAAAUCAGAAUAGGCCUGGAGGAAUGCAAAAUCGAAAUCAGACUAAUCCAGGCAAUAACCAAAACCAAAAUGCUGGUGGGAUAGCAAUGAAUCCUAGUGGUGUUCACAGAGCACGCGGGACGAGAGGUGGAAAGAAUAGAAAUAAAAAUAAUCAGAAUCAGAACAACCCAAAUACAAAUAAUUUCAGAGAUCGAAGUCCAAUUAAUAGAAAUAAUCGAAUGGAAGAUAAAACAAAUAGAGACUGGGAUCACAAACAAGGAGAUAGACUACGUGGCAACAACUUUGUCAGAGAUUCAUUUAAUGACAAUGGAAAUCGUUUCGACGAGUUUAAGGCUUCUGGAAGAGAGACAAAUGCAAAUUUUGGAAAUACUAGUGGAUCAUCUGAUUAUCUUGCCAUUGCAGCUGAAAAGAAUGACUGUGAAAUUAUUGUCGUUAAUAAAGCGCUAACGAAGUAUGCAGAAGAUAUUGAAUUACGUUUGAAGCAAAUUGGUUUAAUGGUAGAUUUGUUGUUUCCAAAUGAAGACGUUCCUUUAAGUCGUGUUUUAGGAAAUAUAGCAAGUCGUGGCUGUUUGUACGCUGUAGUUGUUACACCUAUCAAUCAUGAACAUCGUUCCUUAACACUGAAUAUUUUACAUGGUUUGCCACAAGAACACAGAAAUAUGCCUGUCGAAGAUGCUAUAAAUUUGAUUUCACGAGAUUUCGCGAAUUAUAAAGCUGGUGGUCGCUCGGUUCCUUUGAAUACGCCUCUUGCGAGCGAGCGUCAUCCGGAUGUUAUACAAGUUCUUCUCAAUAUGUUGGCUGAUAACCAUCAACUGACAGUCUUGCAAUAUGACCGUGUCAUAAAAUAUCUCGAUAUGAAGCGCGAGGAACAAGUACAAGUGGAACUGGGUGAUGCUAAAGAUUUACCAGUGAAAACAUCACUUACGUCAGUCAGCGAUCCGAAACAAGCUGAAUUACAAACGAGAAUAUUGAAUAUCUUAAAUAACAGUAAAAGUGGAUCGACAACGGUGGAGCCCACUCCAGUUCCACCACCGAUUUCAGCACCGACUCCUGUACCACCAGCUAAUUGGGGAGCAGCAUCAAAUGCAGUGACACCAUCUACAACAACCUCUUCUACAGGAGUUACACCAUCACCCCUUCUGAACGAUCCGACGGUUCAGAAAGCUCUUGAUAGUCUUUUACAAGGUAAUAUACUGAAAAAUAUUGGCGAUCAACAACCACCACCCGCAACAACCGGAGCGCCAUUAUUUGCUGCUUUUCCCAAUAUCAGCAGAUUUUAACUACCAUAUAAAUUUUAUUACGCGAUCUUGUAAGUUUUAAAAGUUCUUUAUACUUUUCUGAAUUUAUUCAGUGCUAAAUAUACAAACGGAAACGCAGCGAAAUGGAAAUGUAGAAACAGCAUCACGAACAUAAUAAUUAUUUUAGUACAUUGUAUAUUAACUGUGUAAAAUGAUGAAUUCUCAAAAUGUGAAAUUUAUAAUAAUCUUAAAAGCACAGCAAUUAUGAUUCAAAUAUUCACGUAAUUACUGUUAAUGUAUGGUUACUGCCUACUGUAUGGUAUAUAUCGUUGAUAAUAUAUUUCUCUAAAUAGUAA
Molecule: messenger RNA, 2474 nt
Organism: Pogonomyrmex barbatus (red harvester ant)
Lineage: Eukaryota; Metazoa; Arthropoda; Insecta; Hymenoptera; Formicidae
Gene: Neos
Product: nuclear receptor coactivator protein neosin
Molecular function (GO): RNA binding
Source: RefSeq, a predicted model, not a curated record